Molecule: messenger RNA, 6818 nt
Organism: Vidua chalybeata
Lineage: Eukaryota; Metazoa; Chordata; Aves; Passeriformes; Viduidae
Gene: CLSTN2
Product: calsyntenin 2
Exons: 17
Coding region: 70-2946 (958 amino acids)
Biological process (GO): positive regulation of synaptic transmission; positive regulation of synapse assembly; homophilic cell-cell adhesion
Cellular component (GO): postsynaptic membrane; cell surface
Molecular function (GO): amyloid-beta binding; X11-like protein binding; kinesin binding
Source: RefSeq, a predicted model, not a curated record
CCUCCGCCUGCCGGCUCGCCCGCAGCGCAGCGCACACAGCCGGGCCGGCAGCCGGCACCAGGGCCGGGGAUGCGGAGGCGCCGCUGCUGCUGCUGCUGGGGCCCGGCGGCGCUGCUGCUGCUGCUCCCGCUGGGGCUGGGCAGCCUGCUCGCCGCCAAAGUGAAUAAACACAAACCCUGGAUUGAGACGUCGUACCAUGGAAUCAUAACUGAAAACAACGACACUGUGAUUCUGGACCCUCCCCUGGUUGCUUUGGAUAAAGAUGCACCCGUUCCCUUUGCAGGUGAAAUUUGUGCUUUUAAAAUCCAUGGGCAAGAAAUGCCCUUUGAGGCCAUUGUGCUGAACAAGACAUCUGGAGAAGGUCAGCUUCGAGCAAAGAGUCCCAUUGACUGUGAGCUGCAGAAGGAAUACACUUUCAUCAUCCAGGCCUAUGACUGUGGAUCAGGACCAGGUGGAACAAACUGGAAGAAAUCUCACAAGGCAGUAGUCCAUAUCCAGGUAAAGGAUGUCAACGAAUUCUCCCCAGCAUUCAAGGAGAGCAUGUACAAGGCCUCAGUGACAGAGGGGAAGAUCUAUGACAGCAUUCUGCAGGUGGAAGCCACAGACGAGGAUUGCUCCCCCCAGUACAGCCAGAUCUGCAACUACGAGAUUGUCACCACAGAUGUUCCCUUUGCCAUCGACAGGAACGGUAACAUCAGGAACACCGAGAAACUGAGCUAUGAUAAACAGCACCAGUAUGAGAUAAUGGUCACAGCUUUUGACUGUGGGCAAAAGCACGCAACAGAAGAUGUCUUGGUACGAGUCAAUGUCAAACCCGUGUGCAAACCAGGCUGGCAAGACUGGAACAAACGGAUUGAAUACAGGCCUGGCUCUGGCAGCAUACCCUUGUUUCCCAGCAUCCAGCUAGAAACGUGUGAUGGACCAGUGUCCUCAAUCCACACCACCAUUGAACUGCAGACCAAUUACAUCGGAAAGGGCUGUGAUCGUGAAACCUACUCUGAAAAAUCACUGCAGAAAUUAUGUGGAGCUUCCUCAGGUGCCAUUGACCUGCUACCAUCUCCCAGUACAACAACCAACUGGACAGCUGGGCUCCUCAUGGAUAACAAUGACAUGAUUUUUAAAUUUGAUGGAAAGCAAGGAGCCAAAAUCCCAGAUGGAAUAGUCCCGAAAAAUUUAACUGAUCAAUUCACCAUCACUCUGUGGAUGAAACAUGGACCUAGUCCUGGAUUAAGAGCUGAGAAGGAGACUAUUCUCUGCAACUCUGACAAGACAGAGAUGAACCGGCACCACUACGCGCUCUACGUGCACAACUGCCGCCUCGUGUUCCUGCUGCGCAAGGACUUCGACCAGGCCGACACCUUCCGCCCCGCCGAGUUCCACUGGAAGCUCGACCAGAUCUGUGACAAGGAGUGGCACUACUACGUGGUCAACGUGGAGUUCCCCGUGGUGACGCUGUACAUGGACGGGACAACGUACGAGCCGUACCUGGUGACCAACGACUGGCCCAUCCACCCCUCCCACAUCGCCAUGCAGCUCACAGUAGGGGCUUGCUGGCAAGGAGGUGAAGUCACCAAGCCCAGGUUUGCUCAGUAUUUCCAUGGCAGCCUGGCCAGUCUGACAAUACGGCCAGGGAAAAUUGAGAGUCAGAAAGUGAUUUCCUGUUUGCAGGCCUGCAAGGAAGGUCUCGAUAUUAAUUCUCUUGAGAGUCUUGGCCAAGGAAUAAAGUAUCACUUCAAUCCUUCCCAGUCAGUCCUUGUCAUGGAAGGAGAUGACGUUGAGAAUAUAAAUCAAGCCCUCCAAAAGGUCUCAUACAUCAACUCCAGACAGUUUCCGACUGCAGGCGUACGACGUCUCAAAGUCUCAUCUAAAGUCCAAUGUUUUGGUGAAGAUACCUGCAUUAGUAUCCCAGAUAUAGAUGCCUAUGUAAUGGUAUUUCAGGCCAAUGAGCCCAAGAUUACCAUAACUGGGAUGGACCACUUUGCUAGACCAGCUGCACAGUUUGAAAGUGAAAGAGGUGUUAUUUUGUUACCUGACAUCAGGAUUGUCAGCACAGUCACUAAAAUGGAGCAUUCAGUGGACUUAAGAGAACAUGACAGAGCCAAUAAACAAGUGGUAGUAGAGGAAAUGCUCCACAACUUGGAUUUCUGUGAUGUUUUGGUCAUUGGUGCAGAACUAGACCCUGAACAAGAGUGUUUAGAACUAGAUCAUGGAGAGCUUCAAGGAAAACAUCUAGAUGCCACAAAUUCCACUGCCGGAUAUUCAAUCUAUGGUGUGGACAGCAUGUUCAGCUACGAGCAGGUGCUGCGGCAGCUCCGCUACCGCAACUGGGGCACCUCGGCCACCUCGGACAGGAAGUUCAGGGUCAAGUGCUCCGAGCUCAAUGGGCGCUACACCAGCAAUGAAUUCAACCUGGAGGUUAAUAUUCUACACAGUUCCAACUCCAACUUCAUGGACCAUGUAAAUCACAUUAUAUUCCAGCCCAAAUUUCUGCAAUCUGUUCAGCACCCUGAAGGGAGUGUAAGUGCAGUUCACAGCUCAGUGGUUCCCAGCGUGGCCACGAUCGUUAUCAUCAUCUGUGUGAGCAUCCUGGUGUUGGUGGUAACGCUGGGUGUGUUCCGGCUCCGCUCAGCCCGUCAGCACGGCUCCAUGGGGCACGAGGGAACCAAGGAGAACGAGAUGGACUGGGAUGACUCUGCUCUCACCAUCACCGUCAACCCCAUGGAGAAAUAUGAAAAGCCACACCAGACAGAAGAGGAGAGUGAAGAAGAAGACAUAGAUGAUGAAGAGGAAGACACAACCAGUGCUGAAUCAGAUGACAGUGAAGAGGGUGAAGAGGAGGAAGAGGAGGAAGAGGAGGAAGAGGAGGAAGUGAUUGUCCAAAAGGGAGACAAACAGAAUGCCACUAGGCAAGAGCAGUUGGAGUGGGAUGAUUCAACACUCCCCUAAUAACAAACAGCCCUCCAGCCACAGCUCUUUUGUAAAAACCAAUACAGUGUUUUUUCAGAGUCUAUGAAUUCAUUGACAGGAUUUGAACUUCUGCUUGCCUAUAACUGUUUUGCCUAAAAUGAUCUUGUUGUAGUAAUUGAUAAUGAUAGAACUGACCUUUUUCUUACAAAGCCUGGGGAAAACGUGGUACAAACGUCCUGGCACAUGCAGUAAUAAAGUAAUCCAGAACCUGAUUUGUUAGCAAGCAUAGUUCUCAAUUUCCUGUUUCUACCCUGCAGAUGUGUGACAAAAGUCCUGUCACUCAAUCCAUACAAGUUUUUGCCUUUACUACUUUUUUUCACACAGGAGAGAUUUCAGCUUGUUAUGUAGAAGAACUUCUGUGGGUCCAAAUACCAGUUGCCAUAUAACUUCACAUUUUUACAGGUGUAAAAAACCAAAAUCCACCUUCAGACUGGGGCAGGGCUUUAGUGCUACAGGGGCUAAAUUCCAUCUGUCAUCUCAUCCUGCCUUUUGGAUGUUAACUGUCUUCUGCAAGGGAAUAUCUAAGACUUGACAGGUGAUGCAUGUGUGCUUAUGUAGACGUGGAUGGUGUAUUUUUUCAGGCAUGCUGUCAGACCCUCAAGAGAGGGAUUUUUAUCAAAUCUACCAAUAGAAAUUAAAAACAAGCUUAAGAAAAACAGCAGCAAGAAAGGGCUGAUGAAGGUUACAAAAAAAUCCCCCAGUCUGUGUCCACAGAUUGAGUAAUAUGGUCAUAUGCAAACUGUAAAUUCUAAUGGGAUUUAUUCACUGAAAAUCUGUAGAGCUGCUCAUUAGUUAUGGAUUGAGCAAUUUGCAGCAAAUCAAUGCUUUAAACUGUCUGUCUCAUGGAACCAUUAGCUUGCUGCAGCAUCUUACUGAACUAGUGGAAAAUAAGUGACCCCGUUAUUCCAUAGCUAUGUAUGGCUGGGAUUUAAACAAUUAUUUUAGAUGAGGAAAACGUUCCCUUUUGCUUAGUGAAUGCCAGCUGGAAUUCCUGUCUGACUCUAUUCUAUAAAAACAUGAUGCCCUAUUUCUUCUGUACGCCUGCCUGCCUGUAGUGCACAAGAGAAAGGAACAACACUGUGAGCCCUCUUCUGUGCUCAUAAUUCUCCCUUAUUUCUUCUGCCUGAAGCCAUUAAUAUUGAGAGAAGGCUUUAUAAAGUAGACAAGGAAAAAUAAAACCUACUUGGAGCCAAAAUAGUUGAAAACAAAAACUAAAAUCUUAAGAGGUUGAGAGAGCAUUUUAGUUUGUUAUGGUAACACAGCAUAUUUUUCUUAAACACUGUUUAAAAAGAAAAAAAAAAAAAAGGAAAAAGCAGAGCUACAUAUACAAUGUGUUGAUUAAUCUGUGUGGUGUGUUUUUUGUCCCCUUUUCCUUAAGUACCUUUCAACUGCUUUGCUUACCAAAUGCUGCAGCACUUGCUGGGGUAGCUGCUCCAAUGCAUAGAAAGGAAAUGGCAUGGAAGUGAAUGCUGCUUAGUGGCUUGUCUGGGUUAUUUUCCUGCGUACUUUGUUUUCUUUGCAAUUUCAUCUUUGACUUUGGCUUUUGUAAUCUGGUGUUUACAAUGAGCUGCUUCCUCUUCUCCACUCUCCCAGUCAGUCUUGCCACAACAGGACUUUCCUGAACACCCUGAAUGGUGGCUGAUGUUGCAAAGGGUACUUGGAGUAAUCUUAAGGGUACCCACCUCCCUCAGUACUGACUUAUUGACAGGUCCUGAAUGUCGUGGGAUAUAGGGAAUAUAUAGUGUGCUUGGGGGUUCUUGUAAUUCCAUUUUCUGCAUUUAGUAGCUUAAGGGAAAUGCUGACAGCAACUAGGCCCUUUAGUUGAAUAUCUAGAAAGUAAAUGAAAGAGGAAUAUAUAUUAAUUUUUAAAUUAGAGAUAUUCAUGCUUUUAUUUGUUGUGCCAGCAAUCACAUUGUCACAUGGCUGUUAAGAUUGGCAAUACAGCAGUUUUCUUUUGUUAUCAAUCCUGUUUCAUUUUAUUCUCUCACACAUAGAAGAAUUUGUGCAGAAUCAAGGCCACAUAAGUACAAAAUGUUAUGUUAGAUCAGUUUCUAACAUCCUAGUAUCCUAGAUAAUUUCCCAGUUUUAAUUUUUUAGUGACAUGAAGCAGGCUCUUCAUGAUGCUUGUUAUCAGCACAUAUCAGCAAAUCUUUCUGCUCAGAAAAAAAAAAUUCAAAAUUAAAUGUAGAUAUUUAAAAGUCAAUUUCAGAUUUAAAACUGGACUUAAAUUAUUUUAAAGUUUCUGUUAUUCCUGAUUAUUAUAAUUAUUGUUGUUGUUGUUGUUGCUGCUAUCAUAGCAAAUAUUAGGGCAACUUGAAAACAGCAAUUUACAACCUUAUUGACAGACUUUAAUUCUUUUAUAUGUUUGUGAAUUCAUCAGUGUGUUUCUCCAUCUAAUAGACUUUUACCUUUUUGCUACUGGAAGCAGAUCUUUUCAGGUUGUACUCAUACAUUACACAAAAAGGAAACAAAGUAUUUUCUCUACUGUAAAUAAAUCUACAUUUUUAAAUCUAAGCAAAGUCAUACAGGCAUGUGUGUUAUCACUAAAACUUGGUUUGCAGUAAGAUAUUCAGCAAACUAAAAUGUAUCACUGUACUUAUUUUAGAUUACUCAUUGGAGUGCAUUAUGCAGCAUUUUUUCAUUCAAAUAAAUAGAAACAUCCUUUUCCAGAAUGGCAGUGAGAAUGAGGUACUUCUUCACAAAAUGGGCCCUAGAAUAUUUGUAUAGGACUGAGAGCAGUGGUUUCCUGAGCAAAACUACUACUAGAAAAUCACAGAGAUAUCAAUUUUUCUAAAACAAUUCUAACAAUAUUGCCUCCCCUCCAGAAAUUAUUUUUUGAUAUAUCCUACUUGCUUAUAAACCAACCAGAACAUAUACACACAUAUGUACAUAAAGACACACAUGUGGGAGAGUUUUGCCCCUAAUCAAAAGCCAAAAUUCUCUCCUUUUCCCCCUGAAAAAAAGUGUUUAGAACUGUAAAACCAUUCAGGUUGGAAAAGACCUCUAAGAUCAUUGAGCACUGCCAAGCCCCCUGCUAACAUGUCCCCAGGUCUCCCAUUCACACGUCCUGGAAUUGCCCCAGGGAUGGUGACUGUGCACUGCCCUGGACAGCCUCUUCCAAUACCUUUCAUCCUUUCAAUGAGGAAAUUUUCCCCAGUAUGCAAUCUUAACCUUCCCAGCACACUUUGAGGCUGUUUGCCCUUGUCCUAUCACUUGUUACUUGCGAGGAGAAGCCAACUCCACCUGGCUGCAGACUCAUCUCAGGGAGUUGGAGAGAGUGAAAAGGCCCCUCCUGAGACUUCUUUUCUGCAGGCUGAGCCCCCCCAGCUCCCUCAGCUGCUUCUCAUCAGCAUGGUGCUCCAACCCCUCCCCAGCUCUGCUCUCUUCCAAGGACUCACUGCAGCCCCUCAGGGUCUCUCUUGUGCUGAGGUGGCUUUUUUACAUUAGCAAUAAACAAGUCUAUCCAAAGAAAGCAGUUCUGAAGAGGUACCCACAAUCCAUGGCACCAGGAAUUCAGAGGUGACAACAGAGGUCUAAAAUGACUUCACAUCAAUGAUCCCUUAAAUUUUUGGAGUUCUAAUCUGAGGCUGGGAAAAGCUGUAAAACCUACAAAUGCAAAUUGAGGAUGUUGUCUGAAUUAAAAUGCAUGCUUAAGUGACUAUAUGUGAUUAAUAGCUCCCAUUUCUCUUUCAUUUCUACCCCCUCCACAGGUAUUUUAUCUUUGCAAGUAAACCUUAAAAAUGCGCAGUUGAGAUUAAUAUCAAUAUUUACUGCAUUGGCUUACACAUCUAGAAAUAGACGUAGGAUUUGUGACAUCUUUAAUACUAAUGAAAAUAAACUGUUGCAGUGGU